AAGGCAUCAAAUUCUCUUGCAGAGUUUGAAAGUGCAGAAACUCUUCUAAACUCAGAGGUUUACAUGUUGCUGGAACACAGAAAGACACAGAAUGAAGGUGCUGAAGAAGAGCAAGAACUGUCAGAAGUUUUCAUCAAAACUUUGAAUUAUACUCAAAAGUUUAGUAGAUAUAAAAACAGGGAGACAAUAGCUCAAGUCAGAAGGUAAGGAGACUCUCUAGACUCUAGACUGUUAUGGACACUUAUAAAUUUAUUUACAGACACCUUAAGAACAUUCUCUUACUUGUAAACUUCCUUUUUCAUCUUUGUUGCAGUUUGCUAGGUAAGAAAAAGCUUCACAAGUUUGAAUUAGCCUGUUUGGCUAAUUUAUGUCCAGAGACGGCAGAGGAGGCAAAAGCUUUAAUUCCAAGGUGGGUCUCGUUGUCUGUGUAUUUCUUUUUAAUCCCUUGUAUUGAAGGCAAAUGAGUAUAUUACCAAGCAAGAAGUUAUAUGGUAGAGUUGGCCAUUAUUUAUACUGAGCGAAUUUAAUGGCCUCUUGUUAAUCCAAAAAUUAACUUGAUACCUAUGAUGAAAAUGCUAAAAAGCAAUGGUUAAUUAAAAUAACAAACGUGAAUAAAAUUAUUUUGAGUUGCUGGUCUGUUGCAUUGUUUAUGUACAUAAGUUGCAUUAUUUAAGCUUAGUUGCUGUUGUCGUUUUUUCUUUUUCAUGACAAUUAGUGAGAAACCAUUAUUACUGAGCAAUAAAUAAUAAUAUUGAGAGGCUAUAGAAUGAGCAUCUCAUGGAAUCCCUGUACGGUGUCUUUCCAUGGCUUCCAGGUCAAUGUAUUUCAGUGAGUCAUAUAUUCACAAUGAAAACUCGCUCAGACCAUGUGGCCCAAAAUGUAUAGGCUGCACAGAACAGUAAGGCCUAGAGACUAGGCAAGAUCAAUACCAUGCUAAUACAAGGCUGUGCUGUAGCAGAGUCCACUGGCCCCUGGUGCCUAACUUUUGCCCUUGGGCGACUAGAAAGUCUUACUUUUAUUGUACAAAACAGGCUGGGCACCCUUGAUUUUACAGAUUAAGCAUGCUGGGCUUCCUUCAGUUUCCCUUAGAGCACAACCUUGUAAUAUCCACAUACAAAUUCUCCAUACUAAUCCCCAUACAUUUCCUGAAAGAAAUUGUUGGGAGAAUUUGAUCAAAGAUCAAGGCAUUUUCUCUUGGUGAUCAUUUUCCUUGAUUCUCUUAACCUUUUCUCUGAAUUCUGCAGUGAUAAUGUUGUGAGAUAAUUGUAGUUGGUCACUCUUGAGACUCAACCCUUUAAACCCUAACAUCAAAAUUCAAAUUCUCAUUUGUUAUCCCUAUACGUUUUCAAUAGGAGUAGUCCGGAGAACUUGUUGAUGUAUCAAUAGAUUCUUGUGUGAUCAUGUUCGUAAUUCUCAUGACCACUCUGUUUUACAAAGCAUUGAUAUUACAAGGAGAAAUUUGAUGCUGAUCACUCUUGGGGCUUAAAGGGUUAGUAGGUUAAACCAUGCAAAAAUGCAGUUUUUAACUUCCAAGGAACAGAGGAAACUGACUGGUUAAACGUCCACCCUCAACCAACACUGUUUUAUUUUCUUUUUCGUAGUUUGGAAGGAAGAUUUGAUGAUGAUGACCUUCAGCAGUUUCUUGAUGACAUUCAGACCCACAGGAGCUUUCAAUACUAA
Messenger RNA from Porites evermanni, 1680 nucleotides. The record is from the annotation of a GenBank genome assembly. Lineage: Eukaryota; Metazoa; Cnidaria; Anthozoa; Scleractinia; Poritidae.